AUGAAAUACGUUGUAGUAUCCGGAGGUGUCAUUAGUGGCAUUGGUAAAGGUGUUAUUGCCUCAUCCACUGGUCUUUUGUUUAAAACCAUGGGUUUGAAAGCCACUUCCAUCAAGAUCGAUCCUUAUAUGAACAUCGAUGCUGGUACCAUGAGUCCUUUAGAGCAUGGUGAGGUUUUCGUUUUGAAUGACGGUGGCGAAGUCGAUCUCGACCUUGGUAACUACGAGCGUUACUUGAAUGUGACUUUGACCAGAGACCACAAUAUCACUACCGGUAAGGUCUAUAAGCAAGUCAUUGAGAAGGAGAGAAGGGGUGACUAUUUGGGCAAGACUGUUCAGAUUGUCCCUCAUUUGACCAAUGCUAUUCAAGACUGGAUUGAGAAGGUAGCUCAUAUCCCAGUUGAUGGUGAUAAUGAGGUUCCCGACGUUUGUAUCAUUGAAUUGGGUGGUACUGUUGGUGAUAUUGAGUCCGCUCCAUUUGUCGAGGCUUUACGUCAAUUUCAAUUCAGAGUCGGUCCUGAGAACUUUGCUUUGAUUCACGUUUCUCUUGUUCCUGUUAUACAUGGUGAGAAGAAGACCAAACCUACUCAAGCUGCUAUCAAGGAUUUGAGAUCCCUUGGUUUGACACCCGAUAUUAUUGCCUGUAGAUGUUCUGAAGAGCUUGACCAAGCUGCUAUUGACAAGAUCUCGAUGUUCUGUCACGUCGGUCCUAACCAGGUUUUGGGUGUCCAUGAUGUCAAUUCGACUUACCAUGUUCCUCUUCUUUUGCACGACCAGAAGCUGAUGGAAUUCUUUUCCAAGCGUUUUAAGCUCGAUGAACUUAAACUGUCUUCGGAGCGUAUUGCUAAGGGUCAAGAUCUGUGGACUCGUUGGAAUAGUAUUACCCAAUCCCAUGACCGUAGUUUCCAAAAGGUCACUAUUGCCUUGGUCGGUAAAUAUACCAAUCUUCAGGACAGUUAUAUUUCUGUUGUCAAGGCUCUUGAGCACUCUGCUUUGAGAUGCGAGCUUAAGCUCGAGAUUGUUUGGGUCGAAGCUUCCGAUCUUGAGAUCGAAAGCUCCGUUACUAACAAGAUCAACUACCACAAGGCCUGGGGCAGUCUCUGCUCUGCUGAUGGUAUUCUUGUUCCUGGUGGAUUUGGUACCAGAGGUACUGAGGGUAUGAUUGCUGCUGCUCGCUGGGCCCGUGAAAAUUUGGUUCCUUACCUCGGUAUUUGUCUUGGUUUCCAAGUUGGUGUCAUUGAUUAUGCUCGUCAUGUUCUCAACAUGAAGACAAACUCUAUCGAGCUGGAUGAGACUAUUGAGGAUCCUGUUAUUGUUUACAUGCCUGAGGUUGACAAGAUUAACAUGGGUGGUACUAUGCGUCUUGGUAUUAGACCUGCCGUUUUCCAAGAAAGCACUGAAAACAGCGUUCUUCGUAGACUUUAUGGUUCUGCUCCAACUGUCAUGGAGCGUCACAGACACAGAUAUGAAGUGAACCCUGAACACAUUGAUGAACUUGAAAAGUCUGGUCUUCACUUUGUCGCCAAAGAUGAGAAGGCCGAGCGUAUGGAAGUAUUUGAGCUGAAGAAUCAUCCUUACUUUGUUGGUACUCAGUAUCACCCAGAAUACUUGUCUCGUGUCCUUGACCCCUCUAAGCCACUUCUUGGUUUAGUGGCCGCUGCUGGUGGUAAGCUGGAAUCCAUUCUCGCUGCCACUGUUGAUCACCAUAGUGACCAAGCUAAGGGCCCUGUCACUGAUUUUUAA
This is a messenger RNA of Sugiyamaella lignohabitans, 1740 nucleotides long. RefSeq names its product CTP synthase URA7 (gene URA7). The transcript has a single exon. Gene Ontology annotation, molecular function: CTP synthase activity; identical protein binding. Bases 1 to 1740 code for a protein of 579 amino acids. Gene Ontology annotation, biological process: CTP biosynthetic process; pyrimidine nucleobase biosynthetic process. Gene Ontology annotation, cellular component: cytoophidium; cytoplasm. The record is from RefSeq and is a predicted model, not a curated record. Lineage: Eukaryota; Fungi; Ascomycota; Dipodascomycetes; Dipodascales; Trichomonascaceae.